AUGCCUAACCAACAGCCCCUCAGCCCACUCAUCCCCAGAAGCAUUCCCCAAACUACCAGACCCAACAUCGUACCCCACCACUAUCAUCAUCACUCUUCCUCCCGCCAGACAGGAGGCAACAAUUCAUCUCCUCGCGCCAUGCAAAACCGCUUACCUCCACUCAUGCUCCCCGGCGCGUCCCCUCGCCUCUCAACCCUCGAACCCUUUACCACCACAACCAGCCCUUCUCCCUCCUUUCCAUCUCCCUCUACCUCUACUACCUCCGACCCUCUGGUGGACAUUGUCAGGUCCACACCCAAUCAACACCCCCUCACCGAAGAACAAACCUUGAAGCUCUGGCACAAAAUUCUAGUCAAGAUCUACCCACAAAACGGAGAGUUCACUCACGACCUCCGCACCGCUGAGAUCAAUGGUGCACGUAUUGUUUACUGCCUUGUCAAACAGAACACCUGGCCUAGUCCUGGGACCGAACCAGUUUCUUCUCCAAUGGCUAUCAUCUUAUGCAAGGAGGCCGAGGAGUAUCAUCGCGAGGAUACAUGGGAUCGUACUUCAAAUCAAUUGGGGCAGCUGAGCAAGUGCCCAGGACAGCCUUGGUGCGCUGUGGCGUAUGGACGCCAGCUGGUGUGCAUGUAUAGGUGUACCCAGAGGCUUGAGGGGUUUGAGAUGUUCAGGAUGGGGAGUUGGAUGUUUGAUGUGGGGGCUUGGAAUGGGAGAGCUUUGUUGAAGCAGCUUUUGGAUGAUGUCAAGUUUGGCAAGUGGAAGGCCAUGAAUAAAGGGAGGGGGCCGAGCUUUCGAGGACUUUAG
Molecule: messenger RNA, 804 nt
Organism: Aspergillus piperis CBS 112811
Lineage: Eukaryota; Fungi; Ascomycota; Eurotiomycetes; Eurotiales; Aspergillaceae
Exons: 1
Coding region: 1-804 (267 amino acids)
Source: RefSeq, a predicted model, not a curated record